This is a messenger RNA of Dentiscutata heterogama, 231 nucleotides long. The record is from the annotation of a GenBank genome assembly. Lineage: Eukaryota; Fungi; Glomeromycota; Glomeromycetes; Diversisporales; Gigasporaceae.
GAUCAAGCUCAAAGUCUUUCAGUCAAAGAUCGUGGAGUUCGAAAAUUUGGUGAUGUGAUUGGAUACAUUACUGGUAGUGAUAAAAGUUUAUAUGAAAUUUUUUUUGUAGAAGUGUCAUAUAGGCUAUUUUAUAAGGAUCCGGAGCCUUAUAUAGAUGAAGAUAAAAUAAAAUUAGGUAAAUUAGGUAAAGAUUCAAUUGACCAUAUUAGUAGGUUAUUAAAUACAGAUGAU